AUGUCUGCUAACACAGUCAACAAAAGGAAGCGUACAAGAACGCAGUCACUUCCUCCUCCCGAGCUCCCCAGGCUUAUUGCCGAGCAGCACGUGCCCAUCCCCGCUAGUGACAAAGACACGAAACGACUGAUCGUCGUCCUUUCGAAUGCCUCGCUCGAGACAUACCGCGCAGCCUAUAGCGGCGGGAAGCCGGGCGGCAAAGAAGAAAAAUACUCGCUGUUGAACAGUGAUGAGCACAUUGGUGUCAUGCGCAAGAUGGGCCGCGACAUCAGCGAUGCCCGACCCGACAUCACCCAUCAGUGUCUCCUCACUCUGCUCGACUCACCGAUCAACAAGGCCGGGAAACUGCAGAUCUUCAUCCACACCGCAAAGGGCGUGUUGAUCGAGGUCAGCCCGACGGUCCGGAUUCCCCGAACCUUCAAGCGGUUCGCCGGGCUGAUGGUGCAGCUGCUCCAUCGCCUCUCCAUCCGAUCGGUGAAUUCGCAGGAAAAGCUGUUGAAAGUGAUCAAGAACCCCAUUACCGACCACCUGCCGCCGAAUUGCCGGAAGGUCACCCUCAGUUUCGACGCCGACGUGGUGCGCGUGCGGGAUUAUGUCGACACCCUGGCGUCCAACGAGAGCAUCUGUGUCUUUGUUGGAGCCAUGGCCAAAGGAAAGGACGACUUCGCUGAUGCUUUCAAGGAUGAAUCCAUCAGCAUCAGCAACUACAGUCUGAGUGCCAGCGUGACCUGCAGCAAGUUCUGCCACGCCUGCGAAGAUUCGUGGAACAUUGUCUAG
Messenger RNA from Exophiala aquamarina CBS 119918, 777 nucleotides. RefSeq lists its product as uncharacterized. NCBI's taxonomy places the organism in Eukaryota, Fungi, Ascomycota, Eurotiomycetes, Chaetothyriales, Herpotrichiellaceae. Bases 1 to 777 code for a protein of 258 amino acids. Gene Ontology annotation, biological process: rRNA base methylation. Gene Ontology annotation, cellular component: nucleolus; small-subunit processome. Gene Ontology annotation, molecular function: rRNA (pseudouridine) methyltransferase activity; rRNA binding. The record is from RefSeq and is a predicted model, not a curated record. The transcript is spliced from 3 exons.